AAACCGUAUCGUGAAGCUCAAGGGUCGCCUGUGCUCUUCAAGGCACCUUUCAGAGACCGCGAAGGUGAGGCCAGCACCGGGUUUGGAUUCGCCAGCCUGCCGGAACGCUCGGAGUUCCGAGACAAACUUAAAAGGCAGUUGGACUGGACGGUCUACCAGUCCCGAGUCUAUCAGGCCAGUCUGAGGGAGAGGAAACGAUUCAACUGA
Messenger RNA from Protopolystoma xenopodis, 207 nucleotides. The record is from the annotation of a GenBank genome assembly. NCBI's taxonomy places the organism in Eukaryota, Metazoa, Platyhelminthes, Monogenea, Polystomatidea, Polystomatidae.